UCACUGAACAAGAGCAGUAUCCCCCACCUCUGUGUCCAGACUGAUGCAGAGGCUUAACCAGGCUAUCGGCACGGGGCGGGCGGUGUUUCCUCGAUCGACUUUUGUGAACCAUUGUUCCCCGGCAAAGCAGAGAUCAUGACUUCUCGUGAGGCCUCCCAGGCCCCACUGGAAUUCGGGGGGCCGCUGGGCGUCACAGCGAUGCUGAUCCUGCUACCUGCCACCAUGUUCCACCUGCUCCUGGCGGCCCGCUCAGUUCCGGCGCGCCUCCUGGCCCUACCGGCCUAUCUGCCUGGGCUGGAGGAGCUGUGGAGCAUACAGGCUCUGCUGCUAUUGUUCAUCUGGCUUGGCCUACAGGUGGCGCUCUACUUGCUGCCUGCACGCAAGGUGGCCGAAGGGCUAGAACUGAAGGACAAGAGUCGCCUGCGCUACCCUAUUAAUGGCUUCCAGGCUCUGGUGCUAACAGCCCUAUUGGUGGGGCUGGGAGUGUCUGUUGGGCUGCCCCUGGGGGCACUCCCUGGAAUGCUCCUGCCCCUGGCCUUUUCGACCACUCUCACCAGCUUUAUCUUCAGCCUUCUUCUCUAUGCGAAAGCUUUGGUAGCUCCUGCCUCGGCCCUGGCUCCUGGAGGAAACUCAGGAAAUUCUGUGUAUGACUUCUUUCUGGGACGGGAGCUGAACCCUCGCCUCGGUUCCUUUGACUUCAAAUAUUUCUGUGAGCUGAGACCUGGCCUCAUCGGCUGGGUCUUCAUUAACCUGGCCCUGCUGAUGCAGGAGGCGGAGCUUCGGGGGAGUCCUUCACUGGCUAUGUGGCUGGUCAAUGGCUUCCAGCUGCUGUAUGUGGGUGACGCCCUCUGGUAUGAGGAGUCUGUCCUCACCACCAUGGACAUAAUCCAUGAUGGGUUUGGCUUCAUGCUGGUCUUUGGAGACCUAGCCUGGGUACCGUUCACCUACAGCCUGCAGGCCCAGUUCCUGUUGUACCAUCCACAGCCUUUGGGGUUGCCCAUGGCCUUGCUCAUCUGCCUCAUUAAGGCUGUUGGUUACUACAUCUUUCGAGGUGCCAACUCCCAGAAAAACACAUUCAGAAAGAAUCCUUCUGACCCCAGUGUGGCUGGUCUUGAGACCAUCCCUACUGCCACAGGGAGGCAGCUGCUGGUGUCUGGGUGGUGGGGUAUGGUUCGACACCCCAACUACCUGGGAGACCUUAUCAUGGCUCUGGCCUGGUCCUUGCCCUGUGGGCUAUCCCACCUGCUGCCCUACUUCUACGUCCUCUACUUCACUGCAUUGCUGGUGCACCGCGAGGCCCGAGAUGAGCAGCAGUGUCUCCGAAAGUAUGGCCAUGCCUGGCAGGAGUACUGCAAGCGUGUGCCUUACCGAAUCAUACCCUACGUGUACUGAAGCAGAUCCAUCGAACCAGUUCUCGGCAGGGGAUGGUCAGCCCCAAAGAAGAGGGUUACAGCAGAAGGAAAUUAUUUUUCCCUGUUGAAUAAAUGUUUUCAACCUUU
Grammomys surdaster is the source of this 1499-nucleotide messenger RNA. RefSeq names its product transmembrane 7 superfamily member 2 (gene Tm7sf2). The transcript has 10 exons. Gene Ontology annotation, molecular function: oxidoreductase activity, acting on the CH-CH group of donors, NAD or NADP as acceptor. The coding region runs from base 136 to 1392 and encodes 418 amino acids. NCBI's taxonomy places the organism in Eukaryota, Metazoa, Chordata, Mammalia, Rodentia, Muridae. Gene Ontology annotation, cellular component: nuclear inner membrane; endoplasmic reticulum membrane. The record is from RefSeq and is a predicted model, not a curated record. Gene Ontology annotation, biological process: sterol biosynthetic process.